Molecule: messenger RNA, 282 nt
Organism: Arctia plantaginis
Lineage: Eukaryota; Metazoa; Arthropoda; Insecta; Lepidoptera; Erebidae
Source: the annotation of a GenBank genome assembly
AUGGCUAACGAGAUAGCGCAGUCUCACCUUCUAUCAAGCACGUCCUCGGAGGGGUCGGGUGGCGAGACUUCACCACCACCCACCGGUCCAUCGGACCUAUUUCUGCCAACGCAGGCGGUCCAGCCUCCAGGGAAAGACGACAUUGAUUGGAAUGGGGAUGUUGACAAGGCCACAUCUAGCCUCGUGACACUACUCACCGCUAACGGUGAGAAUACAUUAGACACCAAUGGCCCUAAGUGUACCCAAUUCCAACUCAAGGGAGUUGGGAUUGGGUACACUUAG